Bipolaris oryzae ATCC 44560 is the source of this 612-nucleotide messenger RNA. RefSeq lists its product as uncharacterized. The record is from RefSeq and is a predicted model, not a curated record. Gene Ontology annotation, molecular function: epoxide hydrolase activity. Gene Ontology annotation, biological process: epoxide metabolic process. Lineage: Eukaryota; Fungi; Ascomycota; Dothideomycetes; Pleosporales; Pleosporaceae. The coding region runs from base 1 to 612 and encodes 203 amino acids. The transcript is spliced from 2 exons.
AUGGAACAGUUGGGCUAUGAGAAGUUUGCACUCUACAACCUUGGAACCUUCAUCGGUCUCACAAUGGUGAAUAUGUAUGAAAACCGUAUCACACACCACUUCAGCGAUUUCCUUUACGUAACUCCCAACGAGAACGACCUUACGCGCUAUGCUGCAAACCAGACUACACAGGAAGAGUCGGAAUACAUCCCAUCCGUGCAAGCCUUUUUCAGCCAACACUCGGCUUAUGCAGCAAUCCGCUCAAGCUACCCUCUUUCCAUUGCGUACGCGCUCAACGACAGUCCUGUCGGCUUUCUAGCCUGGAUGUACCACCUGGUCUACAAUGGCAGUGACAUCGCAUAUACGGAGAAAAACCUCAUCAGAAAAGCUUUCCUACUUUAUAACCCUGGUAUUUACGGAAAUAUAAGGAGUUACAAGGAGCUAUUCGAUAAUUUGAUAUUUGUACCCGCGAAAAGAUCCUCGGUGCCAAUAAGCGCACUGCAAUUCAAACUUCGAGACGACCCAAUGUUUGCGUACCCUGAGAUUAGGUACUUUGAUUUUGUAGUAAGUUGGGAUUUCACUGGUUCCAACCCACCGAAAUGCAUCGUUAGCCCUUCGAUCCUAUCACGCUAA